This is a messenger RNA of Sphenostylis stenocarpa, 306 nucleotides long. The record is from the annotation of a GenBank genome assembly. NCBI's taxonomy places the organism in Eukaryota, Viridiplantae, Streptophyta, Magnoliopsida, Fabales, Fabaceae.
AUGGAGGAGACCGCGGGUAAGGGUGGCUCUAGUCAGAGGGUGCGUGAUGAUAGAGAUGAGUGGGAUGAGAAUUCACAUGGUUUAAGCUGGUGGUUCAUGGUGGUUAUUGGGUGGCAUACGACGGUGAUUUGGGUGGUGUGGUCAAGGCGAGAGAUGCUUAAUGGAGGUUGGCACAGUGAAAUGGGGGUCCGCGGGGGGUGUAUUGGGUUGCUCAUGGUUGAGUUGUACGAUUAUGGCCGAUUGGUGAUGCUGGGUGGUUGGGAGAGUGAUGAUUUGGAGGCGAUGAUGAAUUGGCUCCUUGGAUGA